This is a messenger RNA of Cucurbitaria berberidis CBS 394.84, 423 nucleotides long. RefSeq lists its product as uncharacterized. The record is from RefSeq and is a predicted model, not a curated record. The coding region runs from base 1 to 423 and encodes 140 amino acids. NCBI's taxonomy places the organism in Eukaryota, Fungi, Ascomycota, Dothideomycetes, Pleosporales, Cucurbitariaceae. The transcript has a single exon.
AUGAGCAAUCUCUGCCAUCAUGGAGCUGCAGGAUCGGACUAUGCUGUUCAUGCGCGUAGCCGUUGGCGAAACUCGAAUUUCGACCCGAACAGGCCAGCAAUUUCACCAAGCGACACAGCUAAGAACCUGUUGGGCUGUAUCCGCUCCGAUAUAGGCAAGUCCUUUACACCCGCUAAGCCGCAAACCAGUCCAACCAGAGCAGAAAAGGAGGCAUGCGAAUGUCGAUCGACAUGUCAAGCUGCAGGGCGCCCAAAAGAGGUCUGGGCUGUGCCGUACCGCUCCGUGGACCCUGGCGAGGCCGGCACUUUCCACGUUCCUUUUUCCUGCGUGGUGGUGCCCGGCCCAUGUGCAACAGUUGCUGGCUGCGCCGCAAACGCGCAGCUUGCGGGUCCGAGACGGAUCAUCUUGCUCCCAAGCCGUUAA